Messenger RNA from Adineta ricciae, 1251 nucleotides. NCBI's taxonomy places the organism in Eukaryota, Metazoa, Rotifera, Eurotatoria, Adinetida, Adinetidae. The record is from the annotation of a GenBank genome assembly.
AUGACUUGUCCGUACGCACACUCGAGUCUUGAUGAUUCGAAAGUCAAUCAUCAACUAGAAACAUUGGAUUAUUCGACAUAUUUACGAACAGAUCUGCUUCUAUCUGCAUUGAAAUGCCAUAGCCAUACCGAUCCGUUGGAUAACAACAGUCCGCCUAUUCAUGACGAACAUUUCUUUAUUCUGGUUCAUCAGGUGUUUGAAUUGUGGUUUAAGCAAAUUCUGUUCGAACUCGAUUCGAUUCGAGAUAUGUUCAAUCAGUGUGAUCACGUAGUUUCGUCGAUGUUUAAUAUUAAUUUACGAUUGAAACGAAUAGUUAAUGUUUUUCAAGUAUUAAAUCAACAAUUUCAAUUGUUAGAAACGAUGACACCGAUUGAAUUUCUCGAAUUUCGAAUGUAUUUAACAUCCGGCAGUGGAUUUCAAAGUCUGCAGUUUCGUAUGAUCGAAAUUAAACUCGGCCUAACCGAUGCGUUCCGAAAUUUUUACAAAACGAAGUAUUUCGUUCACACAAUGUUCAAAGAUGAACAAUCAACUCAACUGAAACAAGUCAUCAAUCAAGACUCGUUAUUAAUUCGACUGGAAAAAUGGUUAGAACAUAUCUACGAUACGACAUCGUUUAAUUUUCUGGAGGUAUUCACUUCGUCCGUCGAACGUUUUAUCGAACAUGAAAGACAGGAAAAAACAAGUAAGGCGGAUGAUAUGGACAUGGAGACAGUUGAAGGGCAAAUUGAAGCAUUGAAGCGAAAGUUUUCAACUAUGACCGAUUCGAUAGAAUACGAAAAAUUAUUGAAUACUAAUGAACGUCGAAUAAGUCACAAGGCGAUGCUAAGUGCAUUGAUGAUUUCAUUGUAUCAUCAAGAACCGUGUUUCCAACAAGCUUAUCAGAUGCUUCAUUUACUCAUGGAUAUCGAUUCUCAGAUGAUCGAUUGGCGUCAGAAACAUAUUCUACUGGUGCAACGUCAAAUCGGUCGUAAACCGGGCACAGCGGGCACGGAUGGAAUCUUUUAUCUUCAGAAAACAAUGACUGAAAAAUACCAAGUCUUCGUUGAUUUGUUCAAUAUUUCGACCUAUUUGAUUCCUCAGAGGUACUUACCGAAGUUUACCAGUAAACCGAUUGAAUCAAAUUCAUCGUUGUCUUCGUUGACGAUUGAAACGCUGCGAGAGGUACCAAUCAUCACUCAGCGUCAGUUGUCAAUAAAAGAAGAAGAAAUGGAAGUGAUCUCUGUGAAGAUCGUUCCACACUAUUUGUUAUAA